Talaromyces stipitatus ATCC 10500 is the source of this 1637-nucleotide messenger RNA. RefSeq names its product THUMP domain protein. The transcript is spliced from 6 exons. Gene Ontology annotation, biological process: tRNA modification. The record is from RefSeq and is a predicted model, not a curated record. Gene Ontology annotation, molecular function: RNA binding. NCBI's taxonomy places the organism in Eukaryota, Fungi, Ascomycota, Eurotiomycetes, Eurotiales, Trichocomaceae. Bases 330 to 1100 code for a protein of 256 amino acids.
ACCGCAACACUCUUUGAGUUAGUUGUUGUUGAACGAUAAGCAAGUUGCAUGUUCUGGAGGAGCUCAUAUCAUACGAUGGCACUACUAUGCAGUGCCAGGGUCAGAACGGUGUGGCGGUGGACUGAUGAUCUACUUGCCGUAACCUUAGGAGUCGCGACGAUGGCCCCGCACCUUCCGAUUUGAUUUUUUUUCUAUCCUCCGAACAACUCAGACAAGAGAGUUAACGCCACAAAUUCGAUAUCUUUUCAGCAUCUAAGCAUCAGAGUAAUAUUUGUGGCGAGCCGCAAGUCUCAGACACCCUUCUUCACCUCCGUUGCCAGGGCUAAAGGAUGGCGAGUAGGCCUCCGAAUCGGGUUUCGAAACCGAAAAAGGGCGGCGGCAAUUAUAAAAAAUCGAAGGGCGGUCCAGCGUACAAGGUCGCUUUCGAGUCAGGCGAUGCCGGAGUUUUCAUUACAUGCGAUAUGGGGCGAGAAGGGAAAUGUGCUGGAGAAAUUCUAGAUAUAUUCACGGAGUACUAUGAGAAGUCAUUGGGCAAGCAGAAUCUCAGUGGUGCAACCGGUCAGAAUAUUGAAAGUGAAGACGAUAACGAAGACGAUAGCGAUGCUGGUGAUGACAUUGAGGCUCAAAUCAGAAAGGAAGUUGAGGGCCUGAAACCCAAGGCAUCCAAGCCUCGAUUGUUUCAGAAAGUCACUGCGAACAUGCCUUGCAUGGUUUUCUACCGGGUCGAUAAAUCCAUAGAUCCGGUGAAGCUCGUCCACGACAUAUGCGAAGAAGCAAAAGCCAACCCGGAGGAGAGAAAAACUCGAUGGAUCAAGCGCAUGACUCCAAUCACUCAAAUCCGAAAAGUUUUGAGUGUGGAUUUGGCUGCAUUCGCCAAGGAGGUCUUAGAGCCUUACUUCCAUGGAGACGCUGGACCCAAGAAGUUUGCGAUUCGUCCUGCAGUUCGCAACAACAACAGCUUCAACAGGGACGACAUCAUUAAAACAGUUGCAGCAGCCGUCGGACCUGGACACAAAGUUGAUCUCAAGAAUCCUGACUACACGAUUUUAGUUGAGAUCGCUCAGGUAGGCAUAUCACUUCCGCGGGCCGCUUGUGCAUAAGACUUUUUUUUCUCACUGACAUGUUCGGUUUUAUAGAAUCUGAUUGGUAUGAGCGUCGUCGAAAGUGAUUAUGACAAGCUCAAACGGUUCAAUUUGAUGGAAAUAUAUAGUCCAACCCCAAAACCGCAACAAAACCCGGCAGCAUGAAUGAGAAUGAGGCAGAGCGCAACCAUUCCGUCAAGCUACGAGAACAAUAACCCUGUCCAUCGCAGCGUCAUCGUGCAUACUGCACAAGAGGGAAGGAAUUGGAUCUUCUCCGCGGGAAUCCUAGACAUCACCUAUUGGACUGACACUAACUAUGUGGUAGUGGUCAGUUGAAGAGAGCAGCAAACUCAAAACAUCGCCAAUAUGGUUCUGAAUAGCGAUAUGCUUGUACUGCCUUAUCUCAACGGUAACGAUAUUAUCAUCAACUACUGCACUGGUUACUAUAACCAUUGAGAGACGGAGAUGACUGUUUCUGAACCUGCUUCAAUUCUUGAACAUACUUCAAGCCAAUAUAAAUAGUUGAGUAGGAUCCUAUGGGAUACUUUAUGUCUG